AUGAAUGAAGAACGAAGGACCAAGAUUAUUUUUAAGACUCAGGACAUGAAACAAGACCUGAGAAGAAAACCUAACCAGAGGACAAGGAGGCCGGUUUGAAGCAUGAAGCUGAUCAAGCCUUGAUUUAGGAAAGCAAAAAGAAGGUUUGAGAGGACUAAUAGAGCAGCGUUAUCAUUUUCCUCAAAAAACAAUGGCAUGCAAAGCCCUAGUAGUAUUAAAGGCAAGUUGUACAAGAACACGCCUACAAUAGGGCUCCCGAGAACCGGUGCGGUGCAGCAUGGUACACAAAGCCCUAUCAGACAGAGCAGUCCAAAUAUCCAGAGAUCUAUUGAGAUGAAGCAGAUAAUUGAUGACACAUUCUACGUAAAGAGGAUUAAAUAUUUUGAGAAAAUGAAUAAAGCAACUCCAGGCAUCAAAGGUAUUUUGGCACUUAACUCUCAGAUGGCUGAGUCCAAAGUUCAGAGAUUGACAUGGGAAAUACUGAUGAUCUUGAAAUCCCCCAUCUAUGCAAACAUAAACAAGAUUGAUAAAGGAGAUGGAAAUAAUUCGUUUAAAGUUAAUUAUAUUGAGCAUUUGGAGGACCCAAUGGAUUUCAACCUUAGGUCGAUCACUUUGAAAAUUCCCACCCUGAAGAAUUAUGUUAGGAGGAGGAGCUCGAAGGAUACUUAUACUAGUUCCAAAAAUUUGGGCUCCCAGAAGGAUAUCCAGGUGGGAAAAUUUGACCAGAGCAAAAUAUCCCAGAAUCUCUCUAUGAGCUCAGAGAGGAUAAACUCCUGCAAGAAUAUUCCGGACCAGAGAGCUCAAUAUUGCCAUCAUGAUAACUCCAAGAUUUUCCUGUCUGAUAAUAAUGAAAUGUUUGGCUCAGGUGAGUUAGACCUCGGAGAUGAUGUGCGAGAAGCUCUUAACUUGAAGGUCAUGCUCUACAGUGGUCAAGAUUUUACUAAGACUAAAGAAUUCCAAAGUAAGAGUAAACCAGUCAAGAGCAUCAAGAAGCAUGAUCUUCUCAAGAGGAGGCCACAGACUACUGGGAAUAGUACUUCUGGCAGAAUCUGAGUACAAUCUUCAAAAAUUAAGAAAACUUUUGCGAAAUCUCAGAGAAGGAAGAGGGGGUCUAAGGCAGCACAUUUGGUUUUGAACAUUCCCAACAGGAUAGUGAAGCACCAGCAAAGUGUGAAGAAAGAGAUGCUUAAUUCCUCAACGAUUGAUGGAGACAUGAUAAAAGAGAAACCUCCUUCUCCUGAAAAUGACAACCAAACCAGGAAGAAGCGACUUAAUGAAGUCAAACGGUUAUUGAAAAGGCUGAAGAGUAACCCAAAGCCGAAGAUUCGAAGGAACCAAGACUUGAUGAUCAUGAAGAAGCCGACGAUUGGCAGGCGUCGUGAUAAGGUAUUCAAGGGUCAGAAAUAACUCCUUGCUGUGUAAGAACAAGUUGACCAUGGGUGCUACAGAACUGCAAAAUGUGCAGAACAAGACUAUGCUUCUGUUUUCGAAACCAAACCUUCGAAGCCGCAUGAGGAAUGCCAAUGAGCUCGACUUGACUGGGUUUAAGAAGAGGAAUAGCUCUGCCAUCAGCCAGAUCUUGGUGAAUGACCACAUUCGUGGAGGUACUGGCGACUGCAAAAGAAGAGAGCUCACUAGUUCAACUAAGAAGGCCAGAUUAAUCGAUGAGGAUAUAAUGUCUCAGGAAUCUGAGGAGAAACUGAACCAAGCUUUUGAGAAAGCUCUUGAGGAGGCAAACCUGAGGUCGCCUUCUAGAGUCACUGUGUACUCAGACCCUAAAAUUAUUAAGCAACAGGAGGAUCAGAUGAAGUUUACCAGGAAAAUUCAGUCAAAAUUUAUUAUUAAAAAGGGAAUUAAGAAAAGAGUUUUAGGGUUUAGAGAGAACUCAAUCAGGCUGUCUCAGAAAGGUUUUCAUGUGUUCAUACCACCGCCUCUUCAGAAUAUAUCAACACCUGAAGUUUUGUCCUCUGUGAAUGAGGAAUGAACAAGCAAGGGGUGCAUUGAUAAUCAAAAAGACAGCUUGAAGGACCUGAAUAUUUGCGUUGAGGAUCAAUCUAAUCAUUCACAAGUUGAAGCUAAUGUGUAUUUGACCCAGAGAUAUAAAAAUUUCAACAGAGAGCCUUCUUACUUCAGCUCCCAGCCAGUGACUCGGAACCCAAGUAAGGAGAAGAUAUCAGGUAUCCCAGCUGGUAAUCUUUCAAUGCAAGAGAAAGAAAAGAUGCUGAACAUAGCGUCUAGUCAUUUAGAUAUGUCAAAGGAGAUUCUUUAUGCUAAUAAUACUAACUUUGUACUAGGAAAUCCUUUAGAGAAAGAUUCUUUGAAGGGUGAACAAACCAAAUUGGCAGCUAAAGAGUCCGAAAUGUGAAGCUUCUCUGACACCAGUGAUGAGAAGCCUAUUCUAAGAAGUGUUGGUACAAAUGUGAGGUUGAAUGUGCCAUUCUCUUUCAACCCAGGUGAUUAUAAGUUGCCUUCACAGAAGGAAUAGACUAAAUAAUAUCUUCUCAAUAUUUAGAUUGA
This is a messenger RNA of Moneuplotes crassus, 2517 nucleotides long. The record is from the annotation of a GenBank genome assembly. NCBI's taxonomy places the organism in Eukaryota, Ciliophora, Spirotrichea, Euplotida, Euplotidae.